Bolinopsis microptera is the source of this 593-nucleotide messenger RNA. Its product is annotated as ubiquitin-conjugating enzyme E2 S-like. The record is from RefSeq and is a predicted model, not a curated record. NCBI's taxonomy places the organism in Eukaryota, Metazoa, Ctenophora, Tentaculata, Lobata, Bolinopsidae.
CUCACACUCCCUCCCGUAGAAAUGGAGAACGUGGCACCAGGGACCAUGAGGGCAGUCAGCAAGGAGCUGCGGGACCUGAACAAGGAUCCUAUUGAGGGUGUCACUGUGCUCAUGAACGAAGCUGAUCUGACUGAUAUAUACGCACACAUUGCUGGUCCAAGUGGUACACCUUACGAGGGCGGCAGUUUCAAAGUGAAACUUGUUCUCAGCAAAGAUUUCCCUGCUUCUCCCCCAAGAGGUUAUUUUCUGACGAAGGUAUUCCACCCGAAUGUAGCUGAUAAUGGUGAAAUUUGUGUCAAUACCUUGAAGAAAGACUGGAAACCUAAUCUUGGGAUAAAGCACGUGCUUCUGACAAUACGUUGUUUACUCAUAUACCCAAAUCCUGAAUCUGCUCUGAAUGAAGAAGCAGGAAGGUUACUCCUAGAAGCCUACGAGCAAUUCGCAUCAAGGGCGAAAAUGAUGACGGAAGUUCAUGCCAAACCCAUCAAUAAAGUUUCUGAUAAAUCAAUCCCCGCCACAGCCUCUUCGCAAAAAAUGGCAGCAAAGAAAAAGGCAAAGGGCCUCCGUCGACUUUAGGAGGCAGGCUACUGGUC